Nicotiana tabacum (common tobacco) is the source of this 1448-nucleotide messenger RNA. RefSeq lists its product as uncharacterized. Lineage: Eukaryota; Viridiplantae; Streptophyta; Magnoliopsida; Solanales; Solanaceae. The record is from RefSeq and is a predicted model, not a curated record.
AAGUCAAGUCUCGUCUCACCAAAAGCAAGAACGGGAGGAGGAACGUAUAGCUGCAAGCCUGCAACUCCCUGCGAAUUUGGAUAUAUACACAGAGAGAGAAGGGGAAUGGAGAAUCUUCGCCAAAGGCGAGCAAAAAAUCCCUGUUCUCUUCUUCUUUCUUUUGUAUUGAUCACUGCCCUCUCUUCAUCCAUAUCCGCAACUUCACCUCUUCCUCGCUCAGAUCAGGGUACAGAGCAGCAUGCGUCAAGUCCUGAACACGACAAGCCACAUGUUCAUGAAGUUCAUUGCUCCCGAGAAAGAAGCCGGACUGCUUGGAAAGUUAUUGAGGAGUACUUGAUGCCCUUUGUGGAAAGAGAGAAGUAUGAGCUUCCUAGGCAGUGUAGACUUCAUCCAAGUAAUGAUAUUUUCAGAGAUCAAGAGGAACAUAAAAUCCAUCUUGACGUGAAUGAGUGGAAAUGUGGAUACUGCAGAAAAAGCUUUCGGGCUGAAAAAUUUCUUGAUCAGCAUUUUGACAACAGGCAUUCUAAUCUUCUGGACGUUAGUCACAGCAAAUGCCUGGCAGAUGUAUGUGGAGCUUUGCAUUGUGACCUUGUGAUGGAAUUUAAAUCCAAGAAGGCCAAGUGUAAUCCUGCGGCAGCAGCAAGAAAUCGUCAUUUAUGUGAGGGUCUUGCAGACAGCUGUUUUCCUGCUAAUAAGAGUCCAUCAUCUACUCGUCUUCAUGAACUAUUCUUGCGCCAAUUCUGUGAUGCUCACACUUGCUCGGGGGGAAGAAAACCCUUUUCUAGAGGAGGAAAGAAGCAUAUAAAUCGGUUCUACUUGGCAGCUUCAGUGUUGACGUUGAUGCUGCUCCCUCUAUUUUACCUUAUUGUCUAUUUGUACCAAAGAGAAAUGAAAAAGGGAACUCAAGAACUUAGGCGCAUAACAAAAGUUGGCAGAAAAGCCAAACCUUCUUAGCUGUGAACAGCGAUGAUACUUUUUUUGUAAGCUGAAACAUUAACAUCAUGAAGGGAUGGAGAUGGAUUAACAUUGCGCAUCUUCUUGUCCUGCUGUAGACAUCUCUUGGCAACAAAUCAUUUACUGUUGCUGGAUGAUCAGAGUUCUGAUGUAGAAGACAAGACAUAUCCUCCGUCAGCAUGGUAUAGUGCAUCUUGGCAUUUAAGUCGUCUGCCUGGAUAAGCCGAUCUCAUUGAAGCAGAAGCUAAAUUCUUUACCCUCUGUUGUAUCACUUCUCACAGAUCCAUACAACAGUUUUCAACUUUUCAUGGGAAGACCAGUUUUCUCUUUAUCAAUUUUACAUUGGGGGAAACGUGAAUUCUUCAUGUUGUAUGUUUCUUUGUGUAAUCUAAAGUUUGCUUUUGGGAUGUCUUGGACAAACUUGUGUUGUUAUGACUGGGAAGUGGUAAGCUCGUGGAAGUGCGUGUUAGCGAAUGGAAAGACAAGGUGGUCAA